Molecule: messenger RNA, 3917 nt
Organism: Rhincodon typus (whale shark)
Lineage: Eukaryota; Metazoa; Chordata; Chondrichthyes; Orectolobiformes; Rhincodontidae
Gene: hycc1
Product: family with sequence similarity 126 member A
Exons: 12
Coding region: 437-1897 (486 amino acids)
Biological process (GO): phosphatidylinositol phosphate biosynthetic process; protein localization to plasma membrane
Cellular component (GO): plasma membrane
Source: RefSeq, a predicted model, not a curated record
UUACUGGGGCACACCCACUGUCUGAGGGACCAGGCAACUGUCAGUGAAACAAAAGGCAGCGAGCCAAACCCAUUGCAUACACUUUUCAUGUACAGAAGUUGUUGGUGUUGAAAGGGAGUGAAGUGAGGGAAUGGAUUGGCGAGAGCUGAAUUUAGUUCGCAUGAGGACUGUAAUUUUCUCCUGUAUAUAAACGUCGCAAUGGUUAACACGCUGUGGUUCCGAACGUGAGGAUAUAUGGAGGCACUUAAGUGGACAUAAAUCAUUCCUUUGAAACUGGAAAGCUAUCAUCAAAUUUCCUAUGAGACUGAAUUUAGAUAACUGAACCAAAUGGUCUGAAUGUACCUGCUUUUGAAAAUGAAGUUUCUUUGGAACUACACUUCAGUGAAAUCCCAGGUUUUUUGAACAGCAUAUUCCCUCAUCCUUCUGAGGUAGAAAGAUGUUGGCCACAGACAAAGGAGUGGUUGAGGAGUGGCUUUCAGAGUUUAAGACUCUGCCUGAGACCUCCAUAUCCAGCUAUGCUUCAAGUUUAAAAGGCAAGAGUAGCCUGGUUUCGGAAUUAUACACAGUCAUCUGUGAGCCACAUAGUGAGUUGCUGGAGCCAGUUUGCCACCAAUUGUUUGAAUUUUAUCGCACUACUGAGGUCGAGCUGAAAAGAUUCACGUUACAGUAUCUUCCUGAACUUGUGUGGAGUUACCUUUCCGUGAUAACAAAAGAUAUGCACAGUAGUGGCUGCAUUGAGGCACUCCUCUUGGGCAUCUACAAUUUGGAAAUUGCUGAUAAGGACGGGUGUAGCAAAGUGCAGACUUUUACGAUCCCAUCUCUUUCAAAACCUUCUGUGUAUCAUGAGCCUUCUAGUUUUGGUUCUAUGGCACUUACGGAGGGUGCUUUAUCUCGACAUGGCUUGACAAAAGUUGUACAUAGUGGACCGUACUGUCAAAGGGAAACAUUUACAGCACAAAACAGGUUUGAAGUGUUGACAUUCCUAUUUCUCUGUUAUAAUGCAUCAAUAAUCUACAUGCCUUCUCAGUCACUGCGCUCUCUGUGCCAUACAUGUUCCAGAAUAUGUGUUAGUGGAUUUCCAAGGAGGUUGCAGAAGAAAUACACUGAUGUUGAAAGCAGAAUACCUGUCUCUGCUGAAUUUAUGGUACACAUGUUAACAGCUAUUUAUUAUGCUAUGUAUAAUGGAGAAUGGGACUUGGCUUGCAAAGCAUUGGAUGAUCUAUUGUACAGAGCCCAGUUGGAGAUGUUUGCAGAACCCUUACUGGUUGGCAAUGCAAUCAAAAAUAUGUUGCCUUUUGGUGCCCUAAAAUCAUCGAAAGAUGCUCCACGAUCAAUUGAGGUAGAGAUAACUCCGACGUCAUCCAGAAUUUCGAGGAAUGCAGUCACUAGUUUAUCAAUUCGAGGACAUCGAUGGAAGAGGAAUGAACUAACUGAUUUACAAGCCCAGGAGGAUCUUACAGACAUUUCUGAAGUGGAUGAAGGAUUUAUUCCCAAGGCUUCUAAUGCAAGCAAUAUAACCACUAAUACAAGCAGCAAGACAUCUGCUGGGAAAAGUCAAAUGAAAUCAUCAAGCAGCAAACCCCAUAAAGAAAUGGUGGACGAGACAUGCCGGGAACAUUCUGCUCGUAAGCAAUCUCGAAGAGCUGUGAGUGAGAAUCUAGAACUCUUGGCCAUGAAGAGACUAACUCUGACUAGUAGUCAAUCUCUGCCUAAGCCAGGAAGCCACAAUCACUUGGCUAGCACUGCUACGACCCACUUCAGUAAAUCCUUUGAGCACGUUAGUGGAGUUUAUAUUGGAAGUAGUCCAGCUGGUGCCACAAGUAGGAAUUCUGAAGAAUCCAACCGAUUCUCUGCUUGUAGCCUUCAAGAUGACAGACUUGCACUUGUGCCUGAUUGAGACCUUCAAGCUUCCAUCUCUCAACACCAGAAGCAUCACUACUCACCUGGUUUUAAUGUUCAUCUCUUGACAGCUAUGUAACUUUGCAAAAUGGAUAUUAAAGAAAAGCUUCUAUUUUUUUGUAUAAUUUGAUUUGUCAAAUGCGAAACUGUAUUUUUACACAGUAUAAAUUGAGGUUUGAACCUUUUCUUAAUGUGCCUGUAAAAACUAAGUGUUAAUCAAACAGCAAUGAAAGGGAUGGGGCAUUACUUUUUGAGUCCUUUUCUCUUGAUGUGCAUGCUCAUUUAUUUUCAUCUAACUCAAUUUUUAAAAAUUAUUUUAUGAUCACUAACUACAACAGUAUUCCCAUUUGAAGGAGCAUGCAUUACAUGUUCCUAUGUAUUACUUGUUUCUGUUUUGACCUGUCUUGCUUUUUGUGACUGAGAAUUUAUUUUAUUAGAUAUUUCUGCCACGUUCAAGGAAGUUGUAUUUUGAGAGAUUUGUUAUAAUGUAAGCAAUUUUGAAUUUAAGGUAAUUAAAUGUAGAAUAUGGGUAUUAACUUAGCUGAACUGGAUUAUGUAUCAUCUUAUGUCUAAAUUGUAUAUAUGCAUACAAAUCCAUAUCUCCACUUUUCAAAGGUAUCAUUAUAAACUCAUUCUACUUUUCAACAGUAAACGCAUUUUUAAUUUAACAUUACAUUAACCAUUACAGAAAUUACCCACAACUUUGAUAAACCAGAAAUUGAAAAUGCUCUUGUGAUACGAAGAGGUAGACUUGAGGGUUGUGCAAAAUCAUUCACUAUCGUGGAUCAUGCUGCCACUGUAGCACUUUUGAGCAGAAAUGUUCUAUUGAACAGUUUAUAAACUCUUAAACAUCUUUUAAGUUGUCGAUUUAUUGUGAAGCACAUCUAAAUUUUAGAUGUGAUUGCCUAGUUAAAUACAUGGAAGAAUAAACUUGAAUUAAAAUUACUUGUUACAGGACGAUUGGGCAUUUUUAGGUUUGUACAAAUUAUUUGGUUAUGAUUUCUCAAUUCCUUAACUUUUUGUCAGAUAACAACUUGCAUUUACUGUGUAAAGAAAGCCAUUGUUAAAGUGGAUUUUUAAAGUUUGUAUUUUCCUGAAGCAUUAAGCCUUGCUGGUUUGUAUUGUUUUUGGCAGCUAAAUUGUGCAUUUUGUUCAAAAUGUUAAAUGUUACUUAAUUGUAUUUCAACUUCUACAUGUGCAUUUCUGUUUUGCUGGAUCACUAGAACUCCGUAAGAACAGGAAAUUGGGGUUUUACUUUCCUCUUGCCUGGUUAAGGCAAAUCUUUAGUGCCUAGAUUAAGAAGCAGACAAGGAUCAAACUUCAGACUUACCUGGUCUGUAUGGCUUUGUUCCAAAAAAAUUCUUAAACUGAAUCAUGUAAUGUCCACAUGAUGCUUUUUAGUGUGGAAUAGCAUGAACAAUUAAUUCAUGACUUUUUAAAAUCACUUGUAUGGAGAGCUAAAUAGAAUGAAGAAAUAUAAUAGUUGGUUUCAUUACUAUUUGAUUAGUUGAUACUCCAUAUUUUAUACCAGUGAGUUCAUUCAAAGAGCUUGACUAUUGCUGCAAUGUGCUCCACAUUGUUAUUUUAUAGAGUUUUUAACAUAGCACUUUAUUUUAGAUUUAUUCCUUUAGCAUUUGCAAUUGAAACCAAAUGAAAAGGCCAUGAGCAUUCUAUAAAUGAGGUCUGAAUUAAAAGGUGAAUUGAUUCAAUUAUAUAAACGUGCUGUUAAAUAGCAUAGUAAAAUAUGAUGUCAUCUUGAAUAUUUUAGACGUGCAUUGUUAACCAGUCAUUUUCUUUGUAUUAGUGUUUGUUUAUCAAAGGGAUAGAUCGUAGGCAUACUGCUUUUGCUACCCUUCUAGAUUUUGUAUAUUUGUCUUGACUAGAAAUGUUUACUUUUGUAUUAAUGCUGACUUUAGGAUUUCAGAAAUGAAAUGUAUUUGUAACUAUCUUAAUUGUACUGUCUACAUUUAAUCAGCAAUUGGUGUUCUGCAUUAAAAAAAACUGUGGAUGCUGUAAAU